AUGCGAUUGUUAAGAUUAUCGUAUGUACUCGGCUGCCGUUCAAGCGGAUAUCCGGGAUUAACGUUGCUGGUUUUGUGCGCAUUCGAGGUGCUCGUCGAACGAGGACGUGCUCGAAAUGACGCGAAACGAACUGGGAAUGAGCUCGAACGCUUCUCAACAGCCGACAUUCGAACAGAGCUAUUUCUCGGGAAUGGCACUGUAGCGCUUGGUUGA
Messenger RNA from Anisakis simplex (herring worm), 213 nucleotides. The record is from the annotation of a GenBank genome assembly. NCBI's taxonomy places the organism in Eukaryota, Metazoa, Nematoda, Chromadorea, Rhabditida, Anisakidae.